Molecule: messenger RNA, 312 nt
Organism: Pelecanus crispus (Dalmatian pelican)
Lineage: Eukaryota; Metazoa; Chordata; Aves; Pelecaniformes; Pelecanidae
Source: RefSeq, a predicted model, not a curated record
AUGAGCCUGAAAUCCCUGGCAUCCAUCGGGAUCACCAACCUCCUGUGGGCCCGGUACCACCCGGGAUCCAUCGGGAUCACGGUCCUCCCGGGGUCCCAGCACCCCUCGGGAUCCAUCGGGAUCCCAGUCCUCCCGUGGGCCCAGCACCCCCCAGGAUCCACUGGGAUCCCAUCCUCCCGCCUGCAACCCCCAGGAUCCAUGGGGAUCCGGGUCCUCCCAGGGUCCCAGCACCCCCCGGGAUCCACUGGGAUCCCGUCCUCCCGUGGGCCCAGCACCCCCCCAGGAUCCACUGGGAUCCCGGUCCACCCGUAG